Molecule: messenger RNA, 2780 nt
Organism: Drosophila suzukii
Lineage: Eukaryota; Metazoa; Arthropoda; Insecta; Diptera; Drosophilidae
Gene: so
Product: sine oculis
Biological process (GO): regulation of transcription by RNA polymerase II
Cellular component (GO): transcription regulator complex; nucleus
Molecular function (GO): DNA-binding transcription factor activity, RNA polymerase II-specific; RNA polymerase II cis-regulatory region sequence-specific DNA binding
Source: RefSeq, a predicted model, not a curated record
CGUCGCGUGCGGUUCGCUGCCCGAUCUCCCCACGUCGCUCGCUCAAUAAUAAUAUUAAUCCAGGCCGGAUCCGGCGGCCUUUCGACGUCCCGCGCACAAAGUUAUAUUUAAUUCCCGACUCCCGAUAAACAAAUGCAAACGCAUCAAUUCAACGCACAUGAAAACGAGGAAUAAGCGAGGAGAAUCAAGCUAAUCAAUCAGCUGGCGGCCAUUUUUUUGUUGGCACUAUUUCAGUGCUGUCGUCGCAGGUUUUCCCCUUUCGAUUUGUAAGUGCAAUUUAUUCGAGUCACGGCAGAACAGCGAAAAAGUUUUCUCGAAAAAAUAAUUUGUAACACGUGUUGACCACAGUGCGUAUGAUAAAUAUAUGAGGUGUUUGUGUGUCUGUGAUUCCGAGUGAGUGUGCGUGAGUGCGCGGCACAUGGCUUCGAUUUGAAAAGUUUGGCAAAAAUGCAAAUCGAGGAAAAACCACACGGCAAAAAUCAUCGUUCAUCUUGCCACAUAUAACAUUUGUGGAUAUCGCGCAACCAGCAUCAAAAAAACUAAGCAACAAAAGCACAAACCCAAACAAAUCAAAUAAAUAACAAACAAAAACUAAAAACAAACACGGAUACGUAUCAACAAUAAAUAAUCAAAAUACAGCGCUCAAAAAACCAAAGAACUAGGCAGAUAUUAGGUUAAUCAGUUAUCUAGAUCGUCUGGACUAUCACUUUUAAACCUUAUAGCGGAGCUCUUGAAAUUGAUCCCGCCACCUAUCAGAAUCUCCGCUUCCCGCAGAAAAUGUUACAGCAUCCCGCCACAGAUUUUUACGAUUUGGCGGCGGCCAAUGCGGCUGCCGUGCUCACCGCCCGCCACACGCCUCCUUACAGUCCCACGGGUCUCACGGGAUCGGUGGCCCUGCACAACAACAACAACAACAGCGCCACCAGCAACAACAACAACAGCAGCACCCUGGACAUCAUGACGCACAACGGCGGAGCAGGCAGUGGCCUCCACCUGAACAGCGGCAGCAACGGAAGCGGCGGGGUGGUCAGCGGAGGAGGCUCCGGGGGCAGGGAGAAUCUGCCCAGCUUCGGCUUCACCCAGGAGCAGGUGGCCUGCGUCUGCGAGGUUCUGCAGCAGGCGGGCAACAUCGAAAGACUGGGCCGCUUCCUCUGGUCGCUGCCACAAUGUGAUAAGCUGCAGCUGAACGAGUCCGUGCUGAAGGCCAAGGCGGUCGUUGCAUUCCAUCGCGGCCAGUACAAGGAGCUGUACCGCCUGCUCGAGCAUCACCACUUCUCGGCCCAAAAUCACGCCAAGCUCCAGGCCCUGUGGUUGAAAGCGCAUUAUGUGGAAGCCGAAAAACUGCGCGGAAGACCCUUGGGUGCUGUUGGCAAAUAUCGUGUUCGCCGUAAAUUUCCAUUGCCCCGCACCAUCUGGGAUGGCGAGGAGACGAGCUACUGUUUUAAGGAGAAAUCCCGCUCGGUAUUGAGAGACUGGUACUCGCACAAUCCAUAUCCAUCGCCCCGGGAGAAACGCGAUCUGGCGGAGGCCACAGGACUGACCACCACGCAGGUUUCCAAUUGGUUCAAGAAUCGACGACAAAGAGAUCGAGCUGCCGAACAUAAAGACGGCUCCACGGACAAGCAGCACCUGGACUCCUCCAGCGAUUCGGAGAUGGAGGGCAGCAUGCUGCCCAGUCAAAGUGCACAGCAGCAGCAGCAGCAACAGCAGCAACACUCCCCCGGCAACAGCAGCGGCAACAACAACAACGGGCUGCACCAGCAGCAACUGCAGCAUGUUGCCGCCGAGCAGAGCCUGCAACACCACCCACACCAACAACAUCCCGCCAGCAACAUCAGCAGUGUCGCCAGCAAAGGGGGCAGUGGCGUCGGCGGCGGCGGCGGCGGAGGGGGGGUGAGUGCAGCGGCCGCUGCACAAAUGCAAAUGCCCCCCCUCACCGCCGCCGUGGCCUACUCGCACCUGCACAGCGUGAUGGGGGCCAUGCCCAUGACCGCCAUGUACGACAUGGGCGAGUACCAGCACUUAUGAUUCUAGUUGGAGGCGGCUGCUGCCGCCGGGGGCAGUGGCGGGGUCAGCGGAGGGGUCACCGCCAGCGGCAGCGGCAGCGGCAGCAACAUCGCCUGGCAGCAGCGACAGCGCCACCAGCAACACCAGCAGUCCGAGAGCUUCUACUUCUGAGGAUAGUUACGCAGCAAUAUCGGAAAUACCGCAAUCCAUCAGCAUAGCAACACAAACUUUACAUAUCGCUCAAUUACUGAAAGGCUAUCAUGACUGAAACUUUACAAAGGCUGGAGGAAAUCUACAAUUUUACAGCUCUUAUCCACUCAAAAGAAGCCAUAAAAGUGUAAAGUUCUGGUUUUUCCAUACCAUGCUAAAAACUGUUAGAGAAUAUUAGUAUAAAGUAAAAUUCCCCUUUUGAUAGCUAAAUAUAAAUCUAUGCCAAUGGUAGUUUCAGUUAAGAUAGCCAUUCAGCAAAUAACCGAUAUGCAAUCAUAAACUACCACACCUUCUGGAUAACUUGGCAUUUUCCGCAACGAGAGAUAGAGAGAAAAUAGAAAUGGAGAGACAGCUUUUGGUAAAACUCCAGAAGAAAACACUUAAAACUAUGAUUACUGCAUCGAUCUGUGUAAAUAGCUAGGCUUUAGUUUUAGUACGGUUGGACGGCCAACCGAAAUGCAAAUCAAAUCGAAACGUGCAAAAAUUAUAUAUAUAUAAACCUACGUACAUGCAUAAAUUAUACACUUUUAAUUGUAGUCUCUAGUAAUUCUAUUUUUGUUAAA